Messenger RNA from Solanum dulcamara, 1910 nucleotides. Its product is annotated as protein SHORT-ROOT-like. The coding region runs from base 105 to 1451 and encodes 448 amino acids. Gene Ontology annotation, cellular component: nucleus. Gene Ontology annotation, biological process: regulation of DNA-templated transcription. The transcript has a single exon. Gene Ontology annotation, molecular function: DNA-binding transcription factor activity; sequence-specific DNA binding. Lineage: Eukaryota; Viridiplantae; Streptophyta; Magnoliopsida; Solanales; Solanaceae. The record is from RefSeq and is a predicted model, not a curated record.
UUCUAAAAGCUUCCUACUUUGAUUAAUUAUUUCCCAUGGCUUAGCUUUAAACCUGCAAAAGUGCUUUCUUAGAGCCACUAUACCAAGAGGGCUCCAUAACACACAUGGAGAAAAGUCUUUUCUUUUCCAAACCUACAAAUUAUAAUUAUUUCUUAGCAAACAAGAAUGUUCAUCAUCAUCAUAUUCAUUUGAUAAACAUGCAAAACCCUAAUCAUGAGAAGUGCUCAUCAUCAUCAAGAAGUCAAUCACCGGAAUUCGUUGGACCUGUCUCUGAUACCAAGUGGGCCCCUAGGCUUCUCCGGGAGUGUGCUACAGCGAUUUCUAAUAAGGAUUCAACAAAGAUCCAUCACUUGUUAUGGAUGUUGAAUGAACUUGCUUCUCCCUAUGGUGAUUGCAAUCAAAAGUUGGCAUUUUAUUUCUUACAAGCACUUUUUUGUAAGGCUACGGAUACUGGCUUGAGGUGUUACAAAACCCUAACUUCAGUAGCUGAAAAGAGCAAAUCAUUUGAUUCAUCUAGGAAAUUGAUCUUAAAGUUCCAAGAGGUAAGUCCAUGGACAACUUUUGGUCAUGUUGCAUCAAAUGGUUCAAUUUUAGAAGCAUUAGAUGGAGAGAAUAAGCUUCAUAUAAUUGAUAUAAGUAACACCUUUUGUACUCAAUGGCCAACUUUGCUUGAAGCCUUGGCUACACGAAACGAUGAAACGCCACAUCUUAAGCUCACGGUUGUGGUCAUGGAGAGCAUCUUAGUGAAGUCGGUUAUGAAAGAAGUAGCACAAAGGAUGGAGAAAUUUGCUAGGUUAAUGGGAGUGCCAUUUGAGUUUAAUGUUAUAAGUGGAUUGAAUCACUUGAAAGAACUCACAAAAGAGAGUUUGAAUAUACAAGAAGAGGAAGCAUUGGCUGUGAAUUGUAUUGGAGCUUUGAGAAGAGUUGAAGUAGAAGAAAGGGGAAAUUUUAUAAGAAUGCUUCAAUCACUUAACCCUAAAGUUGUGACAAUAGUAGAACAUGAGGCUGAUUUUUCCAGCACAAGGAAUGACUUUGUUAAGUGCUUUGAAGAAUGUCUUAGGUUCUACACAUUAUACUUUGAGAUGCUAGAUGAAAGCUUUCCAACAACGAGCAACGAAAGGUUAGUGAUCGAAAGGGAAUGUUCUAAAUGCAUAGUUAAGGUUUUGGCUUGUGAUAAUGAAAUUGGUGAUGAUCAAGGAGAUAGUGAAAGAAGAGAAAGAGGAAAUCAAUGGUGUGAAAGGCUUAAGGAAUGUUUUUCCCCAUUUACACUAAAUGAUGAUGCUCUUGAUGAUGUUAAGGUAUUGCUUAAGAGGUACAAAGCUGGAUGGUCACUUGUGCUACCACAAGGAGAUCAAGAAUCACCUGGAAUUUACUUGAGAUGGAGAGAAGAAAAAGUGGUAUGGGCUUCCGCGUGGAAACCCCAUGAAAAAUCAAUGGAGGUAGCGACAUGAUCAAUGAAGAUUCAUAUAGCUAAAUUGGACGUAUGUGUGAUGAUUAGUGAAGAUUCAUAUAACUGAACUAGAUGUGUGUGUGAUGAUUGGUGAAGAUUCAUACUGUUGAACUGGACAUAUGUGAUGAUCAGUGAAGAUUCAUAUAGCUGAUGAACUGGACGUGCAUGGUAUUAAGGCUUAGUAAUCAUAUUGUCAUAUGCUUUAUUUAGCUUACAACAAGCUAAAGCUUGAUAGCAUUUAGUUUUUUUCUAUAUUUGGGAGCCAAUAACAUAGAUAAGCAAGAGGUUGAUCCUUUUUGCUUUAAUUUGUUUUUUCCUUUUCUUAUGGAUCUUGCAAACAUAUAAGAUGAUUAUUAUAACUAGAUUAUAUUGUUUUUUUCUUUUCUUUUUUCCACCUUCUAGAUUCAACAACACUAUAAUGUUUUGUGCUUGGGAGUUUGUAUUGCUUUCUUUUGUUUGA